Messenger RNA from Dromiciops gliroides (monito del monte), 3042 nucleotides. RefSeq names its product RNA polymerase III subunit F (gene POLR3F). Lineage: Eukaryota; Metazoa; Chordata; Mammalia; Microbiotheria; Microbiotheriidae. Gene Ontology annotation, biological process: transcription by RNA polymerase III. Gene Ontology annotation, cellular component: RNA polymerase III complex. The coding region runs from base 88 to 1038 and encodes 316 amino acids. The record is from RefSeq and is a predicted model, not a curated record. The transcript is spliced from 9 exons.
GUGGGGGUGGAGUCCCGGGGCUAGUUGUCGGAGGUUAGAGCUAACUUCUAGCGUCUUGGUCCUGGCUGUACAGAGCACGGCCUCCUCAUGGCUGAGGUGAAAGUGAAGACGCAGCCGCCGGAUGCGGACCCGGUGGAAAUAGAAAACAGGAUUAUAGAAUUAUGUCAUCAGUUCCCUCAUGGGAUUACAGACCAAGUUAUUCAGAAUGAGAUGCCUCACAUAGAAGCUCAACAGAGGGCAAUGGCCAUCAACAGACUCUUAUCUAUGGGACAGUUGGAUCUCUUAAGAAGCAACACAGGCCUUCUUUAUAGAAUAAAAGAAUCUCAGAAUACUGGUAAAAUGAAGGGAUCAGAUAACCAAGAGAAGCUAGUGUAUCAAAUCAUAGAAGAUGCUGGAAACAAAGGUAUCUGGAGCAGAGAUAUUCGAUAUAAAAGUAACUUGCCAUUAACAGAAAUAAACAAAAUAUUAAAGAAUUUGGAGAGUAAAAAGCUUAUCAAAGCUGUUAAAUCUGUGGCAGCCUCAAAGAAAAAGGUUUAUAUGCUGUAUAAUUUACAACCUGAUAGAUCAGUAACUGGUGGAGCCUGGUAUAGUGACCAAGAUUUUGAAUCUGAAUUUGUAGAAGUGCUGAACCAACAGUGUUUUAAAUUUUUACAGAGCAAGGCAGAAACAGCCAGAGAAAGCAAACAGAACCCCAUGAUACAAAGAAACAGUUCAUUUGCUUCAUCUCAUGAAGUGUGGAAAUAUAUUUGUGAACUAGGCAUUAGUAAGGUAGAGUUGUCCAUGGAAGAUAUUGAAACAAUUUUGAACACACUUAUUUAUGAUGGCAAAGUGGAAAUGACAAUCAUUGCUGCAAAGGAAGGUACAGUUGGAAGUGUUGAUGGACAUAUGAAACUCUAUAGAGCUGUUAGUCCAAUCAUACAGCCUACUGGCUUAGUCCGAGCACCCUGUGGACUCUGUCCGGUUUUUGAUGACUGCCAUGAAGGUGGUGAAAUUUCACCAUCAAAUUGUAUUUAUAUGACAGAGUGGCUGGAAUUUUAAUAGCAAAAUGUGCUUUCUACUCACAUUUUACAAAUGCAAGAAGAAAAUGAAGUUAUUUUGAAAACCCAGAAUUGUAUUUAUCAUGAAGUAUUGAAGUUGGUUAAAAGCAAACUUCACUAAAAGAAGUAUAGAUUUCCUGCUGUGAAGAACAUAUUAGUAUUUAUGAAGAUUAAAAAUUCUGAUAUCUAUUGAUGAGUGGGCCAAAAGUACAUGAAGCAGCUAUUACAGAUUAAUGGUGAAACCAUUUCUCCUACUAAUAAAGGACCAUGAAAAUAUAAGGAAUUCACUUACCAAGCUGUCAAAAGGGAUUAUUUUUGAGCGGUUGUUAAGAGGAAAAUAAACUCCAAGAUAAUUCUGACAGUUGCCAAGGACAGGGGUAACAAAGGGAACUUGAAAUUUCCCCUCCUAUGUUGUUGCUAGAGACAAGGAGUUUUGAGCUGAUUAAUGUAAAUAUUGUCAACAAGCAUUCUAUCUGGUUCACUUCCACCAUUAUCACUUUCCCUUCAUCAACUGAGGAAGAAGUUGAAAGCUUCCAAAUGAAAAGGCUGAAAGGUGGUAGAAGCAGCAACAGCAAAGCCAACAAAUGCAGACUAGGUGGAUAUGUGGAAAGGUUAGGCAUUGUUGCCCCAAAACACUCUCUCUAUUCCCAGGUAAUGAAAUGGAAAAGCAUUUGAAAAGAAAGCACUUACUGUUUGGCAAGAAUAGUGCUAAAUUCUGAAGACACACAAAAAGAAAGGGAGAUGGUUCCUGCCUUCAAGGAGUUCACACUGUAAUUGGGGUAGACAGCACAUAAAGGAGAAUUCAGCUUCAUGGCAGAUGAAAAGGCCAUGAGUCCAGCUGACAAAACAGCAAGGCAGAUGGUAAGGCUUGUGGACCUUGGGGAGCAGUGACGGGCCCGAUAGUCCUCAAGCAAUGAUUAUUGGGAAGGGGGUGUUUGGGUGGGCCCAAGGGUUAAAGUGGAGUGUCUGGGUUACCUCCAGCCAAGAUGGGGGUGGUGAGGAAGGAAUAGGAGCAGGUCAGCAUGCAGUUAAAAGUGGAUAUCCAUUGCUUGGUGGGAGCUUGGGAACUGGACAUUUGGGAUUCAGUUGGGGAUGGGGAAAGUUUCCCCACAAUCAAUUCAUACUGGCCCCUCUAGGUGCCCCUUGGUGGACUGAGACAAGUGAUAGUAUGGUCCUCGUUUCCCUGCCAUGGUGGCUGCUAGCACUGGUCUCUUUUCAGGCCAUGCUGCUGUUGGGCUGGGGCAGAGAAGUAGUCUAACAAUGAUUACCAAGGGUAUAUAUUUUUUCAGUGUAUAGAUGUUAAUUACUAUCCUUGUUUAGUAAAAUCAUUUCAUUUGAAACAUUUGCUUUAUUUCAUAGUAUCCUAAGCUUAACUAACUCAAUGGUUCAGUUCCAUUAUUGCCUGUCAUUCUUAUUUAAUGAGAAAUCAUAAUUGCUCUUGGAAAUAACGUUACAUAUUGAGCUUUAAAAGGGUGGUAGCCUAGAAAAAUAAAGUUGGCCUUUCUCAGUAUAGAUUGGAUAAUUUUGUGUGUUUACUAUUCCUUUUACUCCCUCUGUGGUGUUUAACGUGAUAUGGACUGAUGACAAUUUCAUCAAGGUGUAAAUUCCCUGAUUCCAUUCUCUCCUUAUUGGUUCAUCCAGUGCUAGUUGUUUUCAUCCUUGAACAAAUCCUUCACAGCUUCCAGCAUUCUGGAAGCCUUUUUCUAGGCCUUUUAUAUUUCGUGGAUGAUAUUUUGUACAAUACAAAUGUAUCAUCCAUCAAGCUUUUGCCACAUUACUAGCCCAUCUUUUUUUUCCUGUUAUGUCCUUGGUAUCUUUUAUACUACUUCACUAGAGGGAGGGAUGGAGGGAGGGAAAUGAGUCUUUAUGAAGCACCUACUAUGUGUCAGAUACUGUGCCAAGUACUUUACAAAUGUUAUCUCAUUUGAUUCUCUAGUGCUAGUCAUCAAUGAUAUGCUGAAGGAGGAAUCUGCAGACUAUAUCAUGAGGACAGUAGGCUGCCUAU